AGACGGACGAGAGGGAGCGCUACAUCGCCCCCACGGUGCUGGCGGACGUGCAGCCGUCGGAGCCUGCCAUGCAGGAGGAGAUCUUCGGGCCCGUCCUGCCCAUCGUCACCGUGCCCAACGUGGACGAAGCCAUCGCCUUCAUCAACAGCCGGGAGCGGCCGCUGGCCGUGUACGUCUUCGCCUCCAACAGCAAGCUGGUGCGCCGGGUGCUGGAGCGGACGAGCAGCGGCGGUUUUGGUGCCAACGACACCAUAAUGCAGAUGACGCUAAUCUCGCUGCCCUUCGGUGGGAUUGGGAACAGCGGCCUGGGCUCGUACCACGGCAAGUUCAGCUUCGACACCUUCUCUCACCACCGCGCCUGCCUCCUGCGCAGCAUGGGCCUGGAGCCCAUGAACGCCCUGCGCUA
Terrapene triunguis (Three-toed box turtle) is the source of this 406-nucleotide messenger RNA. Its product is annotated as aldehyde dehydrogenase family 3 member B1-like. Gene Ontology annotation, cellular component: cytoplasm. The transcript has 4 exons. The record is from RefSeq and is a predicted model, not a curated record. NCBI's taxonomy places the organism in Eukaryota, Metazoa, Chordata, Testudines, Emydidae. Gene Ontology annotation, biological process: aldehyde metabolic process. The annotation marks the transcript as partial. Gene Ontology annotation, molecular function: aldehyde dehydrogenase (NAD+) activity.